Messenger RNA from Lachancea mirantina, 303 nucleotides. Lineage: Eukaryota; Fungi; Ascomycota; Saccharomycetes; Saccharomycetales; Saccharomycetaceae. The record is from the annotation of a GenBank genome assembly.
AUGUCGGAACAAAUCAACACCAAAGCCGAGCAGAUCCAGACCGACGGCGCCGCCAAGGCCGAAGCUGUCCAGAAGAGCGCGGAGGAAAACGUCAAGCACGCAGAACAGAACGUGCACGACUCUGUUAAGGACGCAGAACAAAAGGCCGUCGAGACCAAAGACACUGCUGUCAAGGACGUCAAGGACGCCGUAAACACCGACAAGUCCGAGGCCAAGACCGAGGCUAAGGUGGAAGAAAAGAAGGCGGCUCCUGCCAAGGGCUUCCAGAAGUACCUCAACAAGAUCAAGAAGGUGUUCUCUUGA